Messenger RNA from Onychomys torridus (southern grasshopper mouse), 2068 nucleotides. RefSeq names its product ubiquitin-associated protein 1-like. Bases 153 to 1661 code for a protein of 502 amino acids. Gene Ontology annotation, molecular function: ubiquitin binding. Gene Ontology annotation, cellular component: ESCRT I complex. Gene Ontology annotation, biological process: ubiquitin-dependent protein catabolic process via the multivesicular body sorting pathway. The transcript has a single exon. NCBI's taxonomy places the organism in Eukaryota, Metazoa, Chordata, Mammalia, Rodentia, Cricetidae. The record is from RefSeq and is a predicted model, not a curated record.
UGGUGACGGUCUGGCCCGGGGCGGAUAGAGUUGGAAGAGGAGGUGUUCGCUCUCCCUAGGGGCAGCGAGAGCCAGGCAGGGACUGAGCCCGGGAUGCCGGGCGGAGCCAGCACCUUUCAGCUUUCUGGACGGCAGCGGCAUUCAGGUUCUAAAUGGCUUCUAAGAAGUUGGGUACAGAUUUUCAUGGGACUUUCAGUUACCUUGAUGAUGUCCCAUUCAAAAUAGGAGACAAAUUCAAAACACCAGCUAAAGUUGGUCUACCUAUCAGCUUCUCCUUGCCCAAUUGCUUACAGGUUAUCAGAGAGAUGCAAUAUGACUUCUCCUUGGAGAAGAAAACCAUUGAGUGGGCUGAAGAUGUUAAGCUGAUCCAGGAAGCUCAGCGAGAUGCAGAGCGGAAGGCUGAGGAUGCGGAAGCUAAGGUGAAUUCGAAGAGUGGCCCGGAGGGCAACAGCAAAACGAGCUUCUCCAGGAGUCACAGCACAGCCACCAUGCCGCCUCCGAUCAACCCCAUCCUCGCCAGCCUGCAGCACAACAGCAUCCUCACUCCGACUCGGGUUAGCAGUAGUGCCACAAAGCAGAAAGUCCUCAGCCCGCCGCACACAAAGGCCGACUUCAAUCCUGCCGACUUUGAGUGUGAAGAGGACCCGUUUGAUAACCUGGAGUUAAAAACCAUCGAUGAGAAGGAAGAGCUGAGAAACAUUCUGGUAGGGACCACUGGACCCAUCAUGGCUCAGUUACUGGACAGUGACUCACCCAGAGGAAGCUCAGGGUCUGUGUUACAGGACGAGGAGGUCUUGGCGUCCUUGGAGCAGGCAACCUUAGAUUUCAAGCCUCUUCAUAAACCCAACGGCUUUAUAACCCUACCACAGUUGGGCAACUGUGAAAAGAUGUCGCUGUCUUCCAAAGUGUCCCUGCCCCCUAUCCCCACAGUAAGCAAUAUCAAAUCUCUGUCCUUCCCCAAACUUGACUCUGAUGACAGCAGUCAGAAGACAGUCAAGCUGGCGAGCACUUUCCAUAGCACAUCCUGCCUCCGAAAUGGCACGUCCCGGAACUUCCUAAAGCCUUCCGCCCAAAGCAGUGCCAGGGAGCUCAAUGGGGACCAUACUCUUGGGCUUUCAGCUUUGAACUUGAACAGUGGCACCGAGGUGCCAACCCUGACAUCUUCCCAGAUGCCUUCCCUCUCUGUCUUGUCUGUGUGUACAGAAGAAUCAUCACCUCCAAAUACAUGUCCCACAGUCACGCCUCUGAACUUCCCAGUGUCACAAGUGCCCAACACGCCCAGCUGUCCCCAGGCCUAUCUGGAACUGCAGGCGCUGUCUCCGGGUGAGCGGCAGUGUGUGGAGACGGUAGUCAGCAUGGGCUACUCCUACGACUGUGUCCUGAGAGCCAUGAAGAAGAAAGGAGAGAAUAUCGAGCAGAUUCUCGACUAUCUCUUUGCACAUGGACAGCUUUGUGAGAAGGGCUUUGACCCUCUCUUAGUGGAAGAGGCUCUGGAGAUGCACCAGUGCUCAGAAGAAAAGAUAAUGGAGUUGCUUCAGUUGAUGAGCAAAUUUAAGGAAAUGGGCUUUGAAUUGAAAGACAUUAAGGAAGUUUUGCUAUUACACAACAAUGACCAGGACACUGCUUUGGAAGACCUCAUGGCCAGGGCUGGAGCCAGCUGAGACCAGGCCCUGCCACAGCCCUGCCACAGCACCACCAUCCCCCAGGAGGCCCUGCACAGCUCACUUGUGAGGAAGAAGGAACAUGCUUCCAGAUUUUCUUUGGGGGUUAGGUCAGGUGUGGAGAUGACAUUUGCUAGUCUCUGUGAGCCCAGGCCCGAACUGGGGGGAAAAGUAGGAAGACUUGGGCAUACAAAUGCCCUGCUGGCUCCUUCAAUAUUAAACAUAUCUGUAUUUUGAGAAGUGUCCUUCCCACAUUGGCCUUUCAGAAAGGCUACUUGGAUCUUUCUGGGGUCUCUUAUUUCUUCAGCCAAAAUCUGGCCUGGCUCCCAAGAGGUGUGGGAAGAAGAGGAGGGGCAGACUGCUGCUGUUUGGGGGCUAGAUGCUUUCCUCUCUGCCACAACAUAGGC